Cinara cedri is the source of this 545-nucleotide messenger RNA. NCBI's taxonomy places the organism in Eukaryota, Metazoa, Arthropoda, Insecta, Hemiptera, Aphididae. The record is from the annotation of a GenBank genome assembly.
AUGAGCAAUAAGCAAUCUUGCGUUGCAUUGGCUGCCGAAGCCUGUCUGCCUUGUGCGUCAUUAGCCAUAACAUACUGGCGGCGGUCGCCUCCUAGGAUGCCGCCUUCGUUACGGGACACUAGGAGGGGUUCGCUAUGUAACAAUAUUAUAUUCACAUACUGUGCACGCCUUGUUUUAAAUUGGAUUCUAGCAGUGGGCACGGUACACUCCAUAGCUCUUUUCAUACAAAAAUUAAACAUACAUUUUAUUUAUUUUGCUUUUAUAAUAAUAGUGUCUAAUUUGAAAAUAUUAAACAAAAUAUGAACAAACAAUAUUUUAUAAUUUAAGGAAUAUUAAUAAUGUAUUUUUUUGUUUUGAAGGGAGACACUACCUCCCUUGCCACUUUGGUAAAACCGCCACUGGCAUGGGGAGAAGGAUUUGUUGAGAUAUAUCAAGAGUCGUGCCCUUUGGAAGGUGAAACAAAAAAAAAAAAAUAUCAAAAUUGGAUAAAAAAGAUAUUUCUUAUGAACAAUUACGUUAAAUACAAUCUGUCGAAAUGUAAAUAA